AAAUAGUCCGACCAAAAAACUUUAGCGAUGUCGCGGGAUACAAACUGUGACUGUUUUAUUGUGUUAAUUAGAAUUAUGAACGGUAACAAUAAAAAUAAAUAUUCUCUUAUCACUCAUGGCUAUCAGAACGUUACCUUUGUUGUUAUAACGUUUCGCUGGUCAACUUAUUCUAAUAUUUACAAUAGUCGUGGUAUGACAUUGAUAUGGCAUCCAUUAUGUGCCGUUUUCUGGUAAUAUUUGUUACUUUUGUUAUGGCGGACGUACAUUGUUGUAAGAGAUAUAGACUUGGUCGAAGGAAACCUCUGUGUCAACCUAAGUCAGAAAUUUCAUUCGUCGACAAGUUUGAAGAGAAGUUCCAUGACAUAACAAACAAAUAUAUGGAAUUUGCAGCGAGUCUUCAGGAUUCCUGCAAGUAUAACGUCAUACGUAUUAAUGAAGUCUACGGCUCUGAGAGUUAUGUUUUAAAAUAUCAUAUCACGGUACUUAAAGAUGCAACAUACGAUUAUAAUGUUAAAAUUUAUAACCGCGUGUUACAAUUAUUGGUAUUGGAGAAAGAUGCAGAUGGUGUUAGGUUGAUUAUUGAAGAUUAUACAAUAUUGUCCGAUAUUUUGAAUUUGGAGAAGGCGUUUUGGAUUCACGAAAUGAAUACACUGAAAAUAAUUAUACCGUACAUUGAGUUCGGCCAAGAAAAAGUCAAGAAGUGUGAGACUGUCAACAGAAAUGUCAUUAAAGUGCCAAUGCUACAAUAUCCAGAAAUUGAUGUGAGAAUCGAUAAUGAGUCAGGUGAUAUUCUUGACGAUGAAAUUAUUUAACAGAUAUAACGCAUGUAACGUUAAAAAAUGUACGCAGUAAAGUGAAUUUUCUUUAAGAAAAUUUUUUUUUUUUUGCGAAAUAUA
Messenger RNA from Vanessa atalanta (red admiral), 896 nucleotides. RefSeq lists its product as uncharacterized. The transcript has a single exon. The record is from RefSeq and is a predicted model, not a curated record. The coding region runs from base 204 to 812 and encodes 202 amino acids. NCBI's taxonomy places the organism in Eukaryota, Metazoa, Arthropoda, Insecta, Lepidoptera, Nymphalidae.